Molecule: messenger RNA, 723 nt
Organism: Alternaria incomplexa
Lineage: Eukaryota; Fungi; Ascomycota; Dothideomycetes; Pleosporales; Pleosporaceae
Exons: 2
Coding region: 1-723 (240 amino acids)
Biological process (GO): secondary metabolic process
Cellular component (GO): cytosol; cytoplasm
Molecular function (GO): hydrolase activity; carboxy-lyase activity
Source: RefSeq, a predicted model, not a curated record
AUGCCGUUACCACAUGUGGAAGAAUCGAUUACGGAGUUGAAGCGCGUGUUUGGAAUGGUGGGGAAACAGCCAGUGGGUGUUGGUGUGCUAACAAACCACGAGGGGAUGUACCCGGGAGACGAGACUUUCGAUCCAUUGUGGGAGUACCUACAAGAGAGAUCCGCAAAGAUGGGAAGCGAUGGGAGGGAGGUCGUCUUUGUGCAUCCAACAGAGCCCAUUAUCAAGCUCGACGAUGGCCGAUUGAUAAAUUCUCGACCAUCACCUCUUCGCUCCGGUCUCGGAGAAUUCUACUUCGAAACUGCGCGCGCCAUCUCGAGUCUAACAGCCUCAUCCACAUUCCUCAAGUUCCCGUCCCUCCACUACCGCAUAUCCCACGGCGCAGGCGCUUUCCCCGAUAUCUCCGAGCGUUUCCUUCUCGGCUUCCCCAACAUCUCGACCGCAGCAAGGGAAGCCUACAAAACACGCUUUUGGUACGAUAGUGCAGGACCAGUCUGGCCAAAUCAGGUCAAAGGGCUGACGGAAGGAAUGGGUAUUCCAGUUAGUCAGAUGGUGUUUGGGACGGAUUAUCCGUAUGGCAUCGGGUUUUGGGAUGUGGAUGCUAAUAUUGAUGGGUUGGCAUGGGCGGGAGAAUUAAGGUUUGAGGAGAAGGAGAAGGUGUUUUGGGGGAAUGCGAAGGAGUUGUGGAGAGGGAAGAUUGCCUUGUUGGAUGGUAUGGAAGAGUAG